AUCGGACUAGUCCCAGAGCAGAAGGAGGUCAUUCAAGCUUUAUUCACGGUUCGAAAAGAGAUUAAACAAAAACCAAGUCAACCGACACAUGCUACAACCGCCAACAAGGCAGGGAGGCUUGUCACAACGGAAUGGCUGGCCGGUUUGGAAGAUGGGCAGAGUGCUCGAAUCUACAUGAACCCCGACGACGCUAGGCCGAGAAGCAAAAUGUUCAAGAUUGCAUUUGCACAGUUCAUGGGUACUGUCGCCGUCCCACUACCCGUCGUCGGAUCGACUAAUAGAAGCAGAAUUUGA
Molecule: messenger RNA, 294 nt
Organism: Protopolystoma xenopodis
Lineage: Eukaryota; Metazoa; Platyhelminthes; Monogenea; Polystomatidea; Polystomatidae
Source: the annotation of a GenBank genome assembly